Molecule: messenger RNA, 1586 nt
Organism: Heterocephalus glaber (naked mole-rat)
Lineage: Eukaryota; Metazoa; Chordata; Mammalia; Rodentia; Bathyergidae
Gene: Lrrc59
Product: leucine rich repeat containing 59
Cellular component (GO): cytoplasm
Molecular function (GO): protein binding
Source: RefSeq, a predicted model, not a curated record
UGACGUGGACACGGAAGUGGUCGUCGCUGCGGCGGCACCGGUGGGAGCGGGGCUUGGGCUUUGGAGUGCGGCCGGCGGGCGGGCAGGAGUGGCCUCGCAGCGGCGGCAACUAAGCGCAGGGGUUGUCCGUUGGGUCCCGGUCCGCUGAGCCGACCACGGCCUCUGAAUCCCGCACGCCUGCCCGUCGGAGCCCGGAGCCAGGGCCCGCUCAGCCGGCGUCACCAUGACCAAGUCGGGUAGCAAGGGCGGGAACCUCCGCGACAAGCUGGACGGCAACGAGCUGGACCUGAGCCUCAGCGACCUGAAUGAGGUCCCCGUCAAGGAGCUGGCUGCGCUUCCAAAGGCUACCAUACUGGAUCUUUCCUGCAAUAAACUGAGCACUCUGCCGUCGGAUUUCUGUGGCCUCACGCACCUGGUGAAGCUGGACCUCAGCAAGAACAAGCUGCAGCAGCUGCCGUCGGACUUUGGCCGCCUGGUCAACCUCCAGCACCUGGAUCUCCUGAACAACAGGCUGGUCACCCUGCCCGUCAGCUUCGCACAGCUCAAGAACCUGAAGUGGCUGGACCUGAAGGACAACCCCCUGGAUCCUGUCCUGGCCAAAGUAGCUGGCGACUGCCUGGAUGAGAAGCAGUGCAAGCAGUGUGCAAACAAGGUGUUACAGCACAUGAAGGCCGUGCAGGCAGACCAGGAGCGUGAGAGGCAGCGGCGGCUGGAAGUGGAGCGAGAAGCAGAGAAGAAGCGGGAGGCCAAGCAGCGAGCAAAGGAAGCUCAGGAGCGUGAGGUGCGGAAGCGGGAAAAGGCGGAGGAGAAGGAGCGGCGGAAGAAGGAGUAUGAUGCCCUCAAGGCCUCCAAGCGGGAGCAGGAGAAGAAGCCCAAGAAGGAGGCAAAUCAGGCCCCGAGUAAGUUGACUCGGCACUGCAAGGUUCCUGCGCUGUCACUGAGUGAUGCACAGACCACUGUCAGACCAGUCGGACUUUCCCGCCUGGGAGCAGCACGGCAAGGCCCAAGGGAAUCCAAGUCUGGCUCCCGUCCCCGCAAGCCACCACCCCGGAAGCAGGCUCGGUCCUGGGCUGUGCUGAAGCUGCUGCUGCUGCUGCUGCUGUUGUGCGUGGGGGGUGGGCUGGUCGCGUGUCGCCUGACGGCGCUGCAGCAGCAGCCACUGUGCGCCACCGUGAACACCAUCUAUGACAACGCUGUGCAGGGGCUGCGCCGCCACGAGAUCCUCCGGUGGGUCCUGCAGCCUGACUCUCAGCAGUGAGCCGGAGCAGCCGCUGCAUCUCCCGGCCUCGGAGCUUGGAUUCCUAUGGAAUUGGGUUCUGCUGGACACAACCUCUUUAGCAUCAGACCUACCUGCCGUCAUCCAUGGCUGCCGACUGGUACUUGAGGCCUCCUCUUGUAGGACUUCUUCAUUCCCUAGUCAGGGCUCCCUGGAGGGAGGAGGAGGAGGAACGGGAGGUGGGGGAGUGACCUGCAUGCCUGAAGGAGUAGGCUUGGGCGGGGAGAGAACAGCCUUUUCUAGUUAUUACUGAAGCUGUCUAAAGGCAAGGCGCAUUUCUACUAAAUGGUCAGCUGUCACUACAUUUAUA